AUGGACAACAUCGCGUUCUCAGGGCUCUUAACGCAUUCGCGUAGAGUUAUUUUGAGAGGCCGGGUUUUUGUGCUUCGCGAUCGCGGGACCUUGGUCGCUAUCGCGUAUAAGGAAUUGCAGGAGCUGGGCACUAUUCCUCUUCAUUCGAAUGCUUCAUCUAUUACUAUGUUCAAUGGAUUGAAUUUCUCUAAAUGGCAUGAACAAGUCCAGUUCCACUUAGGUGUGAUGGAUCUUGACUUGGCUCUGCUGAAUGAUAAGCCCGCUGCCAUUACUGAAUCGAGCAGUGCGUAUGAGAAGUCUUUCCAUAAAGCAUGGGAAUGCUCUAACAGGAUGAGCCUUAUGUUUAUGCGAAUGAUUAUUGCCAACAAUAUUAAGAGUACUAUUCCACAAACAGAAAGUUCCAGGGAAUACCUUAAGUUUGUGGAAGAACGUUUUUGUGUCGCAGAUAAGUCUCUCGCUGGUACACUAAUGGUUGAACUCACGACCAUGAAGUUUGAUGGGUCGCAUAGUAUGCAAAAUCAUAUCAUCGAGAUGACUAACAUUGCAGCAAGACUUCAGACCUUGGGGAUGAAAGUUGAUGACUCCUUGGUUCAGUUUAUUCUGAACUUGUUGCCUCGUGAGUAUGGACCUUUUCAAAUUAACUAUAACACUAAUAAGGAUAAGUGGAAUAUUAGUGAAUUGUCCAGUAUGCUUACCCAGUAG
Messenger RNA from Nicotiana attenuata, 702 nucleotides. RefSeq lists its product as uncharacterized. Bases 1 to 702 code for a protein of 233 amino acids. The record is from RefSeq and is a predicted model, not a curated record. NCBI's taxonomy places the organism in Eukaryota, Viridiplantae, Streptophyta, Magnoliopsida, Solanales, Solanaceae. The transcript has 2 exons.